AUAACUUAUAAUAAUGGCUUCAAAACCCGAGUUUGGUGUAUCCUCAUCAAAAUUUGGUGGCGGCCAAAGAGGAGGCGGUAAUCAACGAGGAAGAGGUCGUGGAAACCCUGGAAACUUUGUUCGCACCACCUCGUCUUUUAUAAACCAUGGAUUGCCUACCGGUGGCACGAACGACGUUUCUAAUGUUGAUCAAAAAUUUGAGGAUGUUCGUGUGUUGGACAACUUGGAGGUUCCUUUCGGAUUUGAACGCUAUCAAGAGGGACCAGAGCGAUUAGGUUGGCUUCUGAACAUGCAUGAGACUUUAAUGAAAGAUUCAGACUGGGAAACUGGUAGAUCAGGUGUCGACUUCUAUUUCAUUAAUGAUAAUGGCGAAACAUUUAAGACCACAAUGUUACAUAGUCCAUAUUUUUUUAUUCACUGCAAGCCGGGUACAGAAGGAGAAGUAGAAGAUUAUUUACAUAGACGUUUCGACGAUACCAUUGAGAAAAUGAAGCGUGUCAAAAAGGAAGACCUGAAACAACCUAACCAUUUAAUUGGUAAUACCCGUACAUAUAUUCAACUCUCUUUUAGAAACCAGGCCGACCUUUACACCGUUAGACGAAUUUUGAUGCCUGUUGCAAAGAAAAAUCAGGAAAAGGCAAAUACCGUAGACAGUUAUGCGGAGGUCGUCAACGCAGCGAAUAACAUUGGAUACGAAAAUCAACCUCAUUUUGCAGCAAUGUCAUCACGUAAAAAUCCCGAAGACACCUUAGAUAAUAUUCUAGAUAUUCGUGAAUAUGAUGUACCAUACUAUGUUCGUGCAGCUAUUGAUUUAGAUAUCCGUGUUGGUCUUUGGUACAUAGCAAAAGCGAGUCAUAAUGGCACAAUAUCCCUCACAAAACGCCCUGAUUUAGUUCAUCGUCCAGAACCUGUCAUCUUAGCGUUUGAUAUCGAAACCACGAAACUCCCGUUAAAGUUUCCAGAUGUAGCCAUUGAUUCCAUCAUGAUGAUCUCAUAUAUGAUUGAUGGCCGAGGUUAUUUAAUUACAAAUCGAGAUAUUGUUAGCCAGGAUAUUGAAGAUUUUGACUAUACACCAAAACCUGAGUUCGAAGGUCCUUUUACUAUUUUCAACGAACAAGACGAAGAGGCCUUAUUACGGAGAUUCUUUGAACAUAUUCAAGAAGCUAAACCCACCAUCUUUGUUACCUAUAACGGAGAUUUCUUCGAUUGGCCAUUUGUGGAAGGAAGAGCAAAAAUACACGGCAUCGAUAUGUACCAGGAAAUCGGUGUUUAUAAAGAUGAUGAAGACGAAUAUAAGUGUAAACACGCAACCCACAUGGAUGCUUUCCGUUGGGUCAAGCGUGAUUCAUAUUUACCGCAAGGUAGUCAAGGCCUAAAGGCUGUUACAACUGCAAAACUAGGCUAUAAUCCCAUGGAGCUGGAUCCUGAAGAUAUGACCAGAUUUGCGAGCGAAUUCCCACAAACUUUAGCACAAUAUUCAGUUUCCGAUGCUGUCGCCACGUAUUAUCUGUAUAUGAAGUAUGUACAUCCUUUUAUUUUCUCACUUUGCAAUAUUAUUCCGCUAGUGCCGGAUGAGGUAUUGAGAAAAGGUACAGGUACACUGUGUGAGUUGCUCUUGAUGGUGGAGGCAUUUAGAGUGAACGUCAUUAUGCCAAAUAAGCAUGUGGACCAAAUUAACAUGUUCUACGAGGGACACCUCCUAGAGAGCGAAACGUAUGUCGGUGGACACGUAGAGGCUCUGGAAGCUGGAGUAUUCCGAAGUGAUAUUAACACCGAUUUUAAGACAGAUCCUACAGCUGCACAAGAGUUAAUAGAUCAACUAGACGAUGCCUUGAAAUUCACUAUUCAAGUCGAAGAACAAAAGAGUUUGGAUGAUAUUGCUAAUUAUGAGGAAAUCAAAGCACAAAUCAAAAAAGAAUUAGAAGAGUUGCGUGAUCGGCCUGCACGUCAAGAACCACCCCUAAUCUAUCAUUUGGAUGUUGCAGCCAUGUAUCCUAACAUCAUUUUAACAAAUCGUCUUCAACCCGAUGCUAUGGUGGAUGAAUCAGAAUGCGCCACUUGUGAAUUCAACACAACAGAUAAGACCUGUGAUCGCCGUAUGAAGUGGAUGUGGCGCGGUGAAUAUUUCCCGGCUAAAAAGAACGAAUAUCGAAUGAUUGAAAAUCAGCUGAGCAUUGAAACCUUUCCUCCCAAAUACCCUACUGGUCCUACACGUACCUGGAAUGCCUUGACCGAUGCUGAGAAGUCGGCACUGGUGCGAUCACGUCUAACCGAUUACAGUAGAAGGGCUUACAAAAAAGUGAAAGAAACCCAGACCGUGGAAAGAGAAUCCAUCAUUUGUCAACGAGAAAACCCAUUUUAUAUUGAAACUGUACGUGCUUUCCGUGACCGUCGUUAUGAAUACAAAGGGCUUCACAAGACAUGGAAGGGGAAACUUGAUGUCGCUUCAAAAGAUGGUUCAGCUACCAAGGUCGCAGAGGCCAAAAACAUGAUCGUCCUAUAUGAUUCUCUUCAAUUGGCUCACAAGGUUAUUCUGAAUUCCUUUUAUGGUUAUGUUAUGAGAAAAGGUGCUCGUUGGCAUUCCUUAGAAAUGGCGGGUAUUGUUUGUUUAACUGGUUCAAAAAUUAUUCAGAUGGCUAGACAGUUAGUAGAACGCAUUGGUCGUCCACUUGAAUUGGAUACAGACGGUAUUUGGUGCAUCUUGCCUAAAAGUUUUCCUGAAACUUUCACGUUUAAUUUAAAGAAUGGCAAAAAAUUCCGUAUCGACUAUCCUUGUACCAUGUUGAAUCAUUUAGUCCAUGCCCAAUUUACCAACGAUCAAUACGAAAGACUUUCCAACCCAGAAACAUUUGAAUACACCGUUAGUAAAGAGAACAGUAUCUUUUUCGAAAUUGAUGGCCCUUAUAAAGCCAUGAUUUUACCUUCUUCCACUGCUGAAGAUAAGUUACUUAAGAAGCGUUAUGCGGUAUUCAACGAUGAUGGUUCUCUUGCUGAAUUAAAGGGUUUCGAAAUAAAGCGUCGUGGUGAACUCAAAUUGAUCAAGAUCUUCCAGUCUGAAAUCUUCAAUGUUUUUUUGGAUGGUACAACGCUUGAGGAAUGUUACGCAGCUGUGGCCAGAGUUGCGGAUCGAUGGCUCGAUGUUUUGUUCAGUAAAGCGAUCAAUUUAGACGAUGAUGAACUAUUCGAACUGAUUUCAGAAAAUCGAAGCAUGUCUAAAACACUUGAAGAGUACGGUGCUCAAAAAUCGACAUCUAUCACUACAGCCAAACGUCUUGCCGAGUUCUUAGGUGACCAAAUGAUCAAAGAUAAAGGUUUGGCUUGUAAAUUUAUUAUUUCGGCUCGUCCUCAUGGUAUCCCAGUCUCCGAGAGAGCUGUUCCUGUGGCUAUCUUUCAAGCCGAACCUGGUGUCAAGAAGCAUUUUUUGAGGAAAUGGUUACGUGAUAAUUCCCUUGAAACUUUUGAUAUCCGUGAUAUUUUGGAUUGGGAUUAUUAUCUCGAACGUUUUGGUUCGGUCAUUCAGAAAUUGAUUACCAUCCCUGCAGCUAUGCAAAAAGUUCGUAAUCCUGUCCCUCGUGUUAGACAUCCUGAUUGGCUUUUUAAACGUGUAGCUGCCAAAGAUGACAAAUUUAAACAACAUCGCAUUACGGACAUGUUUGGAAAAUCCGACAAGCCGUUGAUGGAAGAUAUGAUGGAUGUGGACGAUAUUGAAGAGCUGAAUAUUUCGGGUACUGCUACGGGUAUUCUACCUAAAAUUGCUAAAGUAACAAAGCGAAAACAGGCCAAGCCCAUUUUCGAUAUCGAUGCCCCUUUGCCUGAAGAGGAUCUUAAGAGCAAUAUGCCUGAUUGGAACGAAGAUUAUCCCGAAUGGCUUGAGUUCCAAAAGCGUAAAUGGAAAAGACAGCGAUUAAUUCGUGAACACAACAGAACUAGUGGAAUAAGUAAGCAAUUUCCCAGUCAAGCAAACACAGCUUCUAGUUUCUUUAGAAAACAAACAGGUUCGCUAGUCAUGAGUGUAUGGGAGGUCCUACAAAUCGUCGAGACGGAUAUUCCUGGCGAAUAUCGAAUGUGGGUUAUUGUACAAGAUCAAAUGUUUAAUAUCCGUUUGACGGUGCCUCGUAUCUUUUAUCUCAAUAGUAAAGAAAAAGAGCCUGCUGAAGUGAUGAAUCAAAACCCCUCUUGUGAUAUGGCCAAAUGCUCUCGUGUUUUGCCCAGAUCUCAUCCUUGCUCGAAUCUUUUCCAUAUGUCAAUGCCUGAAAUUACAUAUCAAAAUGAGCUCAAAAAAUUUUCGAACAUUUUCAAUCACCCUACUACAGAGGGUGUUUACGAAACUCAAGUACCCCUUAUGACUCGUGCCAUUUUACAACUAGGUGCCACUUGUCAAUUUGACAGAUCCAAAAACUCAUCUACGCGUCGUCUUGAUGAUCAAUUCAACCUAUAUGACUUGGUUAAACGUACGGAUGCUACACCCCAUUACAUCAAGAACCCAAAGAUGUUCCAAUACAUUUAUCUUUUCCACGCCCAUUGUGAUUCUAGGCAUUUCUUCGCUCUAGUUGGACCUACUAUCCCUAUAUCACAGGUUUAUGUGGUAGGCCUCUCCAAGAAAAACCAACAAAUGCCCAACGUUGCACGCAUGUAUAAGGAAAAGUACGAGAGUAUGUUUAAGGAAGGCAACCCAGGAAGUGAUACUGUGGAUUUAGCUAGCGAAUUAGAUUUCGAAACAACCUAUUACGUUACAGAAACUGAGGCUCUUCGAGCAGUCAACAAAUCACUCAUGAAAUACCUUGAUUCAAGACACGGUAAAAGUAUUUUGGCGAUUAACUCCCCGCGCUCUUCUUCCCAUUUGAUUCAACAUGCUCGUAAUAUCACAUCGUUGCCAUUUGUGCGAGUUCCUUCGCUACAGGAAGAUAACCGAUUUGAUGCAUUAAAUUGGACUGUACCGAUUGUCAAACGUAUGAUCAAACAUUAUUUGGAUUUAAGCAACUGGAUUGAUGAUAAAACAUCUCAAGCACGUUACGCUAAUAUACCUUUCUGUAACAUUCCUGAUGAUCCUUAUUUGUUCAUGUCGGAUAUCAUGUUUGCACGAAAAUUAAUCGAAAAUGAUAUGGUACUAUGGUGGUCAGCUUCUAGUAUGCCUGAUCUCGGUGGUCGUGAAGAAGACGAAAAUGUGAACAUCACAAGUGAAAUUAUGAAUACAGAACUCAGUUACCCAGGCGCAUAUGAGACUGUUUGUGUGGAGAUUGAGGUGGUGCGACUCUGUUUAAACACUUUAAUGGAAGCACCCGUCAUUAAUGAAUUGGAAGGUACUUCGGGUAUGGGUGGUUUUGAUAACGCAAGUCAUACAUUAGAUGAAUACCAAGGGGGUGCUGUUAGCAAUACCGCAUCAUUUGGUGAGAGCAUGAUUUCAGGAAAGACCUUCUCUAUGCUUCGUGCUUUGGUGCUUCAAUGGUUUAAACAGGCAGCAACAGACAAAGAGAACAAGUUUGGAGAGCAUAUGAUCGAUUGUUUACAUCGCUGGUUACUUAGCCCGAGCUCAUUUAUGCACGAUCCUGCUUUAUACGGUCUUGUACAUGGUAUGAUGAAGAAGGUCUUUAUGCAACUGGUGGCAGAGUUUAAACGGUUGGGUGCGACCAUUGUGUUCGCUAAUUUUCACAAGAUUGUGCUUACAACUAGCAAAGAAACUAUUGAAAGCGCUUUACCUUAUUUUGAUUACCUAUAUCGAUCUAUCCAACGCAAGCAGGUAUUCGAAAUUCUCGAGCUUGACCCCUCUUUCUACUGGGAUAUUUUGCUUUGGAUGGACGAGAAAAACUAUGCUGGUAUGAUGGUCAGUGACAUAAAGGGUCAACUGCAACAUGUCGUAACAAAGAAAUGGAACAUUGAAGAAUAUUUACCUGCGGCAGCUCGUGGAAUGUUCAGCAAACAAACCUCCUCCUUCGUAUACAAACUUUUUACGUUAAAACGUGAUUUUCCCCGCGACAUCAGCAGUGUUAUUAAAGAAGCAGAUGAUAAUCGACCAGAUAUCCGUCUACAAAAACUCCAACUCUAUAUAAAGCAAGAAGUGGCGAGAAAGAUGCUUCGUAUGGUACCUGCUUUAGUUCGUCGUCAAGAAGAGCAAAAUCAUCUCCAUGAUCCUGAUCUGGAGUUUCCUCAGUUAGCGGGAUCGCAUCUUCCCAUGGACAAUCCAGCGUUAGAAUACGUUAAAUCGGUGUGUGCUAUUCUGAAUUUAGAACCAAGAAUUGAGGAUGAAGUUCGUAUUCUGAAACGUAGUGCACUUGAAUUGGUAGGCGGAUUAAGUGAUUUUAGCAGUAUUGCACAGUUCCGUAAUCCCUGCGAAUAUUUCAAGCUGACCGAAGUUAUAUGUAUUUAUUGUAAUUUCACGGCAGAUCUGGAUUUCUGUAGAGACAAAGAAUUGAUGCCCCAGAAUGGCCAGGUUCAAGCAUGGCGCUGUAAGGGAUGCCACUGUGAAUAUGAUAAAUUUCUGAUUGAAGAACGUAUGAUUGCCCAAAUACAAAGAUGGGUCACAUCAUUCCAACUUCAGGAUUUACGAUGCCAUCGAUGCCAUACAGUGAAAAAGGAAAAUCUCAUGCUGCAGUGCGAUAAAUGCGGCAGUCAAUACUCAAGUACCCAAAGCAAGCCCGAAUUGGAGCGAAAAAUUAAAGUGUUUAAAAAUGUAGCAGAAGAGCAGCAACUGGUUGCACUAUCAGAAGUUGUUGACUGGUGUUUAAUGAGACUGUAAUAACCAUUGUUCACCAUUGUAUAUAUAUAUGUAUAUUAUG
Messenger RNA from Mucor mucedo, 6773 nucleotides. RefSeq lists its product as uncharacterized. Gene Ontology annotation, biological process: DNA replication; base-excision repair, gap-filling; DNA replication proofreading. The record is from RefSeq and is a predicted model, not a curated record. The transcript is spliced from 8 exons. Gene Ontology annotation, cellular component: epsilon DNA polymerase complex; nucleus. Bases 14 to 6733 code for a protein of 2239 amino acids. Lineage: Eukaryota; Fungi; Mucoromycota; Mucoromycetes; Mucorales; Mucoraceae. Gene Ontology annotation, molecular function: zinc ion binding; nucleotide binding; DNA-directed DNA polymerase activity.